This is a messenger RNA of Colletotrichum navitas, 1007 nucleotides long. Its product is annotated as kinase phosphorylation protein-domain-containing protein. Bases 160 to 915 code for a protein of 251 amino acids. The record is from RefSeq and is a predicted model, not a curated record. NCBI's taxonomy places the organism in Eukaryota, Fungi, Ascomycota, Sordariomycetes, Glomerellales, Glomerellaceae. The transcript has a single exon.
UUAGCAAGUUCAAUCACAACGAACCCGGAAACAAACAUCGCUAUACCCAAGCCAGAAGAAACAAAACUGACUAUCGAAACACGAAAAACCACCCAGCGAACAAGUGGGAACAAAAGAGGAAAGAAAGAACAAUAGCCUACAAUCUCCACAAUCCCCACAAUGGACCUCCUUUCGAGCGUCCGCAAAUCCGGCUCCCGCGGCGGCGUCAACUUCAGCUGGGACGAGGUCGCCAACUCGUCGCACCGUGAGAAUUACCUCGGUCACAGUCUCAAGGCCCCCGUCGGCCGCUGGCAAAAGGGCCGCGACCUCAACUGGUACGCCAAGGGGGAUGACGGCGCCGGCGCGCGGGAGGGCGAGACGGACCAGGAGCGGCAGGAGCGCGAGCGUAAGGAGGAGCUGCGCAAGAUCAAGGAGGCCGAGGAGGACGCGAUCGCUCGCGCUCUGGGGCUGCCGGUACCGCAGCGGGAUACCUCGGGCGCAAACGCCGUGGAGGUCAGCGGCGCCAGGGGCAUCGGGCCCGCAACUGAAGGGGACGCAAGGCCCGUGGAGGAGGAAAGGGGUGGGCUAGUUGUUUCGGAAAAGAGGGAGCGUAGGGAUCGCGACGAGGAGAGGAGAAGGAGACACAGAAGCCGCAGCCGCAGUCCGAGACGGGAGAGGAGGCGGGAUGGGGACAGAAGACGGAGCCGCGAGAGGGAGCACGGCGGGGAGGAGAGGCGGAGGAGGGGCGAUGUACGGGAGCACGACCGCGCACGCGGGGGUCGCGAGGAGGGGCGGGAGAGGCGGCAUCACCGCCGGGCGAGGACCCGCAGUCGCGAGCGUGAGCCGAGAGAGCAUCGUCGGCGGAGUAGGAGUCGCCAGGGACAUGGGUCACGGCCCAAGGAUCGUCGGCGUAGCCCCGACGAGCGCCCCCGAUGAGUGCUAUAGAGUUGUACGAAUGAUAGAAUGAUACCCACGGCCUGUCUGGUGCGCCGUCUGAUUAAUAUCCAAAAGACCUACAGAAUCACAAC